AUGCUAAUAAACUUGGCCUCUUUUCUCGGGGUAAGGAGCCCUCUGCCCGCCGAGCCGAGCCGAACCGAGCCGAGCCGAGCCGGGCCGGCCCGCGCUGACCCCCGCUCCGCCCCGCAGGUGCCGCCCAGCCAGUGCUUCGUGUUCGACCCCGCGUUCUCCGAGCAGGAGCUGGCGCUGCUGGGGGAGCUGGGGCUGCGCCUGCUCCCCGAGAAUGAGGAGGGGAAGCACCGCGUCGGGGAGGCUGCCACGCUCUUCUACAUGAUCCACUGCGGGAAGGCGCUCUACAACAACCUGCUCUGGAGCAACUGGGCGCUGGGCGCGCUCUCCAGGGUGGUCAUCAUCGGCAACAGCUUCCGCGGCAUCGAGGAGAGGCUAUUGUCAAGAAUCCUGGAGAGAGAUUAUUCUUACAUAGCAAAGGUCUUAAAAGGGACAGAGGAAAUUGCGUUUCCAACUCACCCUCAGUACACAGACACAUUUAACGACACCUCCAUCCACUGGUUCCCCUUGCAAAAACUGAAGGAACUCUCCGGUGAGGUUUGGGAGUUCGUGCAGGAGCCUACGUACGAGGACUGCGAGGACCUGGAGAUCAUCAGGAGGGAGGAGGGCGGCAGCCCCCCGCGUCCCGCCGCGCCGCAGCCUUAG
Messenger RNA from Tinamus guttatus (white-throated tinamou), 642 nucleotides. NCBI's taxonomy places the organism in Eukaryota, Metazoa, Chordata, Aves, Tinamiformes, Tinamidae. The record is from RefSeq and is a predicted model, not a curated record.